This is a messenger RNA of Cordyceps militaris CM01, 2541 nucleotides long. RefSeq lists its product as uncharacterized. Lineage: Eukaryota; Fungi; Ascomycota; Sordariomycetes; Hypocreales; Cordycipitaceae. Gene Ontology annotation, biological process: eisosome assembly. The coding region runs from base 1 to 2541 and encodes 846 amino acids. The transcript has 3 exons. The record is from RefSeq and is a predicted model, not a curated record.
AUGCCCAAGUCGGCUCAAGUUUCCACGGCCGGCAGGCUCAAGUAUGCCGACCCUAAAGACCUUCCCAGCUACCCGUCUGCAGGCCUCAGUGAGAAUGGUGCUGCCGCCAGCGCCGCCGCCACCCUAGGAUGGGCCAACCAAAAGUCCCCCGAGCCCUGGCGGCCGGACAAGACUUCCUCCGCAUCGGCUGCCGCCGCUCUCGCAAAAGAUUACAAGUCCUCGCCGGCGUGGGAGCCCACCAACAGCAGCGGCGCGAGCAAGGCCGCUCUCCUGGCUGUCGGCUCCGCUGGUGCCGCUCUCAAGCAACCGCCCAUUGCCCCAAACAAGUCUGCCCAUGACAAUUGGGGCAACUCGGCAGCUACUCAGGCUUUUAAUGCUACUCGCCCGGCUCCUGCCCCGGCUGUGAGUGUUGCCGGUGGCGGCACCGCUGCCACGCAAGCUUUCCAAAGCAACCGAGCCUCCACGGCCGAACCUACCGUGCACUCCUCUCCCAAAAAGCCAACCGAGCAGCGCUCACUUGCUGCUGCUAAAGGCGCUAUGGCUUCGGCUAAGACCGGCUCUGCACAUCCUAGCUCCACGCAUAAACAUCAUUCUAGUCUGGAGGCCAGCGCCGCAUCCAGUGCUCUCAAUGGUGCUACUUUGGCCCAUCGCAACUCUCUCAUGGCUCAAAAGCCUACAAUCAAGGAAGUCGGGGCCGUUCCUAUUACCAACAUGACCCGAAACAUGUUUACAUCUCACCCGCCAGUCAAGGUUGAGACUGACGAGGAGCGAAUUCACCAGACUGCUGUCGAGAUGGCCAGGAAGAUGUACCAACACCAGCAGAAGAAGCUCGAACAGGCUAAAGAUGCACAAAACGACCAGGAGAGCACUCCGUUCGCUGGCACCUACCUCAACCUUCAGGACGCAGCGUACAAGCAGGCCCAGGAGCGCCUGGCCAAACUUCACGAUGAGCACCAGCAGAACCGUGACGCGCAAGAAUACUAUGGCAACUCGUCUUCGCCGCGCCGUAAAUUCUCCAUGACCAACAAGCUGCGCCGCCGCGCCGACAGCGAUCCCGAUCCCGAGGACAAGGUUCGCUCCGAAAAGAUUCGCGAGCAAAUGUCCAUGUUCUCAAGCAAGUUGUCUCAGGUCGACACCGAGAAGCGAGCCAAGGACCGUGAGGCGCUUCUCGCUGCCGCCCAGCGCAACGUCAAGGCUCGUCUCCAAGGCAUGGACGAAAAGGUCUACAAUGAAACUGGCAAGCGCAACGCGUCUAUGUUAUCCGACUGGGAAAUGAAGGCCCAACAAGCUGCGCAAGCUCGAUCCGAUACGCGUGCUGAGAACAAGGGCAAGAUUGAUAUUGGUGGCGGUAAAUUCAUGACUCAGGAAGAAAUCAAUGCUAUUGCUGUCAAGAGGUUGCAGCCCGUGCUGGAUGACAUCAACGAAAAGGCGGAGAAUGAACAUGCACGUGUGGCCACUUUGAAGGCAGAGGAGGACGCUAGACGCGAGGAGCUGGAAAGGAUCAAAGCCGAAGAGCGUGCCGAGAAGGAAGUGGCUAGAAAAAAGAAGGAGCAAGAAAGAGCCGAGGAAAAGGCCAAGCGUGACGAGGAGAAGCAAGAAGCCAAGGCUAAGAAAGACGAGGAGAAGUUGGAGGCAAAAUCCAAAAAGGACGAAGAAAAGGCCAAGAAAGCGCAGGAGAAGGCUGAAAAGGCAGAGCAGCAACGUUUGGCCAAGGAAGAGAGGCGCAGAUCGAAGCUUGGUGGCGCAGCCGUUGCCACGGCAGGAGACGAUUCCGCAGCUCACCAUUCGCGCCCUUCUCACGACGCGCGUCCUGCCACCGCGGCUGAAGAAGACGACGACAGCGACGACCUUUUGGAUACUGAUGAUGAGCAUGAGGAGCACAGAGCCGCUACCGCAGCCACGCCCAACAGCCACACCGUGGAGAACACCGAAAGCACACCCCGCAAGUCGGUGGAGGGCUCCGCCUCGUCGCAAAAGUCCAAGUCGGGCGUCAAGAGCUGGCUUAAGAAGCGCUUCUCUAUCUCCCACAGCAAGGACGAGCCCGUCGCCGAAAAGGAACAGCGCGAGAAGCGCCGCAGCUUCUUUGGCGGAUCCGCGUCCAAGGCCGCCGACAAGCCAGAGGUUGCCAGCCACACCGCCAGCCUGGACAACCGCUCGUCCAGCAUCCGCGAUGUGGCGCUCGCAGGCAAGACCGACACCGAGGUAGCCACCACCCAGACGGCCGAGGACGUUGUCAAGGUUCCCGCGCUCGAGAUUAAGCCGCCAGAGGCGGAAAAGGCCACUUUGUCCGCCGCCGCCGCCGCCGCCGCCGCCGCCGUUAGUGGCCACUCCGUUGUCGCGGACAAGGAGCAGCCUGCAACCGCCGAGACGGCCGACAAGGGCUUGGAAAAGGCAGACUCGCGUGGCGUCAGCCCCGUGAGCACGCCAUUUGAGGACGCGGAGGAGCGAAGCCGCGCCCUGGAACUGCCCAAGCUCAUUGACGAGGAACGUCGACGGAGCAGCAGCAUAGCGCGCGACUCCCGGUUCAAGGAAGAGAUGUAA